GUGGCGAGGCGCGCUCGCGGCUUGAGGGGCGCACCUUCGAGGUGUGGCGGAAGUCGCAGCAGAACGACGGCUACGAGGCCAACAUGGGAGGAACGCGCCCGCCCUGGAAGGAUGGAGGUCGAGCGGCCAGCAGAGCUCGAUCACAGUCACGUUCGAAGAAAGAUUACCAGGGCGGGAAGAGGAGGCCGCUUGUGGUGUGUAGCAUUUGCUCUCCUGUCGGCAGCAGUUGGAUCUAUUGUGAUCGUAUCGCCGACAAGGCCAAGUGCGCAAAGUGUGGAACGUCGUGGUCAGACAUCUCGACAGGGACAGCCCCGCCAGAUCCACAGACCCAGGCCUUCGUCGCCCUCCUCGCAGAUCAGUACAAAGUCGCCAAGGACGGCAACAAUAAGGAGCAGUUGGAUUUGUUGGAGCAAGCGUGCCCUCAGCUACGAGUUCCUGAUCCAGCACCGCCACCAGUGCCCAAGCCCUUUGAGGAGCUGGAAACGGCAGCCCAGGCGCUCCGUAUGGUCACGACGGCGGGAGAGAAGUUACGCAAACGACUCCAACGCAACGCAGAAGAACAGAAAGACAUCCUGGAAAAGCUGGCCGACAACAAAAUCGCCGAGAAAGAAGCUCAGCAACAGGUGGACUUGUGUCGCGAGAAGGCGAACCGAGGACAAGCACCUGCAGCAGCGACCGUUCCCGACGAUGCAGCUACCCCAGAGCUCAGCGGUGAAGAACUGGCAGUCCUUGGCGAAGCAGAAAAGAAAGAGUACGAGGCAGCUAAGGAAGCGGCCGCGGCAGCGCAGAGGACCUUGGAAGCGGCGAAGGGGGCCGCCCAGGCCCGAAAGGAGGCUGCCGAGAACCUCCGCAAGUUCGCAGACAAGGUCACGUUCCAGGACCCCAUCAGUGAUGAGCAGGACCCGUUUUUGCACGAUGACCAACAGUACUCACAUGUAUUCGUGGCGAACAUCUCACAGUACAACGCGUCAGCUCGUGAUUUCAUUUUGGGUUCGAAGUACGAUGUGGUGGGCCUUGUGGAACACCACCUUCAGAAGACGAAGGCAGCCAACGAGGCCCAGCGGCGUCAACCAGAUGGCUGGCAUUCACAGUACACUUGGACAGCAGCCAAGAAGACGGGGCGAUCAGCAGACGGUACUCAUGGGGGAGUAUGUUGGCUACGUCGCUCUCACCUCCAGACUGCAGUGCACCUGCCCGCCGUCAAGGGGAGCAGCGCCUUUGAGAAGGAGUUGAAUGACAUUGCGGUGGUGCACUGGGACUUGAUGGGUGGAAUUCGCAUCGCACUCUUCGUGGUUUACCUCGACAGCGGACCAGGCCUGACAGGGCCCAAUGCAGCAAAGGUGAAGCAGCUGACACAAUUGACGGCAAGUAUCUCUACACCGUGGAUGGCAGUGGGUGAUUGGAACGUUACCCCAGAUGAGUUCAUGCAGUCCACGUGGGCGAAGAAGCUCAAAGUGACCCCGGUUUGUCCGAACAUCGAUGCGACGUGUACGAGUGGCAGAGGCCGCAUGUUAGACUACGUCAUUUGCCCACAAAUGUUCAGGCCUUUCUUGGGUGGCGUCGCGGCGGUAACAGAGGUACCGUGGAGAUCUCAUGUUGGAUUGCACAUCCGUAUCGCCAGGAAGCCAGCCAAGUUGCAGAUCUUGUCACCUGUAAGGGCUGAGCAGCACAAAGUACCAUACAUUACGGUGCACGUCGAGAAAGGCAUCAAGAGGAAGCAGCGUGACCGAGAACAGCAUGCAAAGCUUACGGAGCACCUGCCAGAGCUGGACGACAUCAUCUACGACACAGACCUGUCGGAAGAACAACAAGCUCUCCAACAAGAACGAGCAGACAUCGACAAGCUCCUUGAACCGACGUACUCCAGAGAGGUAUCGGCUACGGUCUCGGAUGAUGCAUGGCAAGAUAUUCGAAGGCAGGCAGACCACUGCGAUGUAUUCAGCCCAGACAAGACCACGGUGGACAGUUUGGCUUUUCAGUUAACAGAAACGAGCAGCGUGCAGUUGGGCGAGCAGUGCACUCGAUGGGCACAGGCUGCAGAUCACACCCUGGCCAUCUUGUGCGACAAAGAAGACCAA
Messenger RNA from Prorocentrum cordatum, 2078 nucleotides. NCBI's taxonomy places the organism in Eukaryota, Dinophyceae, Prorocentrales, Prorocentraceae. The record is from the annotation of a GenBank genome assembly.